Molecule: messenger RNA, 3063 nt
Organism: Penicillium brasilianum
Lineage: Eukaryota; Fungi; Ascomycota; Eurotiomycetes; Eurotiales; Aspergillaceae
Source: the annotation of a GenBank genome assembly
AAAAUAUCAUAGAUGUCACGCUGAGUAUAUUGUGUCCGUACAUAUGUAUCGCCGGAUGCCCCGCCGCGGGGAAGACUUGACCCAGUUGGGUAGCGAGAUCAACUAUCAACACCGGCCUUGUCAAACCACAUGGCUCGCGUGUCACGGCCACAUGACAUCAGAACAAGUCAGAAAGGGCGUAUUUUCAAGAAUGCGAUCGAAGAAAGUCGCCAUCAUCGGAGCCGGUCCCUCAGGACUUGUCACCGCAAAGACGCUUAUACAUGAUUAUCCCGGAGGCACAUACUCGCCCAUUAUCUUCGACGCGCGCCAUGAAGUCGGGGGCCUGUGGCCCACUGGGUCUUCCGAAACCCAAGAUCGACAGAGCACGGAUUCGCGGGGGACACUAGACCCUUUCAUGAGAACUAAUCUCGGUCGAUUCACGGUGGCGUUUUCUGACUUAUCGUGGGAAUCUGCUUUGAAUAUUGCAGAUGGUCCGAUGUUUCCGCAGGCGCGACAGGUCGGACAGUAUUUAGCUGCUUAUAGUCAGCGGUAUAUCCCGAGGGAUGUGUUGAGAUUGGGACAUCGAGUUGUUAAGACGGAGCGUUUGACUGGCUCAGAUGCCACUUUCAAGUGGAGGGUAUCCUGGGUGAAAGGGAGCGCACAAAAUACCAACCAAGAAGCAACUCCGCAGACCAGGAUUGAGUCUGAAGACUUUGACUUUCUCGUCGUCGCAUCCGGAUACUUUGCUCGUCCAUAUUUUCCAGUACUUCCGGGACUAGGGCAAUUCACGGGGCAGGUGAUCCAUAGCUCUGCCCUGGAAAAAGGCCGCACCGCUCUCUCCACCAAUGCAGAAACUACUCCUCGAGGAAACACAGUCGUUAUUGGCGGUGGCAUGUCGGGAGUCGAAGCUGCAUCUGCACUUGCUCUACGAGAAUCGUCACUGCGUCUCUCUCGAGGCCCUGUUUCAAACAGCCCACCAAACCACGGCAAGGUAUACCACGUCCAUUCUCGGCCUUGCUGGACUCUACCCACCUAUCUCCCUUGCGAAAGCUCUGGGAAUACUGUAUCUUUCUUACCUCUGGACUUGGCAAUGUAUGAUCUGAGUCGCCGGCCACCAGGUCCGGUGGAGUAUACGCUAGGUCCCCUCUCGGAGGAAAAGAUUGCGAAAAGCAACAAUUAUUUCCGGUCCCUGCUUGGCACCGAGUAUGAAAGAUACGGAUACUCGCCACAACGACCUGGUUUGGCAAACGCGGACUGCCAACCAGAAUGGGUAGCUAUAGGGAAUGACUAUGCCGAGUUUGUCCGAUCUGGCGAGAUAGACACCAUCAUGGGUCGAGUGACUUCGAUUCAUCCGCAAACUGACACGAGGAUUGCCUCGAUUCGGAUCGAGACAACUGAAGGCCCUCAGAUAUUUGAGGAUGUGACUUCGAUCGUGAUGGCUACGGGAUUCACCCCUUUCGAUUCGCUAUCUUUUCUACCCGAAGAUGUUCUGUCUAGCCUGGAGUACAACAAAACCGACCCAUUCUUACCCCUAAUCCUGGAUAAAGGCGGCACGCUACGCUCAGAGAUACCAGAUAUAGGAUUUGUCGGAUUCUACCGUGGCCCCUACUGGGGCGUCAUGGAAAUGCAAGCGAAAUUCCUCGGCAAGGAAUGGGUAGAUGACCAGAGUACCCCCGCCGGUACUCAGACCAAUGCCGAUAGAGAGAGGGAAAUUCUUCGAAUUCUGAGACAGCCCAGCGCGGAUGUUCGCCGUGCACAAUUUCCGAUGGGUGACUAUGUAGGGUUGAUGGAAACAUUUGCCAAGGAUCUGCAAAUAGAGCGGACAGCUUUGUCCGAUGACGAAAGUCAAGCUGGGCCCGUGAUACCUGCACGAUAUGCCCGUGGAGAGGAUGAUGACGAGGUACGCCGCACUUUAGAUAGCUUGCGAGCUAUCUCAUGUCAGGAUCAAUCUACGGCGGCCCAAGCCGCGGCAUCGUUAGCCGUGUUCAGGGCUUUACAUGGAACGUGGAGGUAUAUCCAGACUUCGGGGCCUGGGGAACGGGUGGAAUUUGGCGCGGCGGCGUUCAGACCACGGUAUCCGUCGAAUCCGAAGUAUGACCGGGAGUAUGUUUUGGAAACAGGUCCAAAUGAAGUUUCAUCAGCGGAGUGCCAAGCAUCAUCAGUUGGGAGCGCAGUUUUCUGUCUGUCGGAAGCUGGUACCGGGGAGUCAAACUCAUGGAUUGAAGUAUACGAUGUCUCUGUGGAUGGAGACAGAGAAGAUCGAGGGUCUUAUAGAUUAAGUUUGACGCCGUUUUACCGGAAGGACGGAGCUGGAGAAUAUGUGAUCUAUGCCAAGAGCAUUCACGCCAAUGCUGCUGAUGAGUCGACUGCAAGGCAAGUCAGAUACACCUUCCACUUUCAGGGUGUCUCUAUCCACGAGUGGGAGUGUGUCCAGCCCGGAGAUCACAACUCCGAAGCCACCACAAACUCCAAGAGUCGAUCUCAGCCUUAUCGGCGAACUGUUUACAGGAGAUAGAAAGUCAUGCUGAGAUUACCGAAUACAAUAUGAGACAAUGGCAACGUGCCGAUUCUCAGACAUUGCUGCCAGGCUGACACCUUGACAAAUGUCAGUGGGGCAAUUGAGCCAGAAACCACAUGUUCCGAUAUAGACUAACACUAGUGUAAUGCUUUGGCAUCAAUAUGUCGGGUUGAGACCGAUCCUCCAUCGAGAAGAUCCGUUAUCCACUAUCCCAAGCUAAAAGUCUAAUAUCGACUGACAGACCAGUCCACCGAUCCUUUAACUCUAUCUCUCGCAUUUUGAUCCUCCGUCCAAGUUCUUACUACUCCCCUGCUCUUUUCAACCAAUUAAACGCCUGCAGGUAUAGCUCACGCCUUCCACUUUCGGUCUUCAAUGAUACUUUCGUCGGCCUCGGCCGGAUCGCACGGUGCAGCUUCGGGUCCCGUGGAUUUGAUCUUUGAACCCGUGAACCGGGGUUGAAGUCUGUCGGGAUCACCGGGCCGGCCGUAUUGUGCCAAUGAAUUCAAGAAGAAAAUGCCAGAGUUUGGUUCCAGAUCAUGUUAACGUUGCAUUCAGGAAGCUCUCGG